UUUUUUAUAUUUGUUAUUUGCAUUUCUCACCACCACCAACAAACAGGCUACAGUGUUACUCUAUGUAGGACUGCGGUCUCUGACUAUUGUUGCACCUCUUUGAAGAUGUAAGUCCAAGCAUUGAGCAGUCAUGAUUUAUGGUGCAAUAAGGGAUUAGGAUUCCAAAGGUACUUGCUGCCCUGCGACAUACCGGUGUUUAUUGCUCUUGACCUUGGAGCCAUGCCGUUGAGUGACACUGAACUUUGUGAUAGCUUUUAUCCUCUUCCCUGUGAUUUCAUCUUAACCCAUUUUCUCCUCUAAACUUGGAGGCCACCGACCAGACUUGACUGUUCCCAUCUCGUGGUCUUAUAAUGGAGUGUAUUAUCCCACAGAUGUCCUGGCCUGCUGCCCUCCCUCUUUGUAUAUCUUUUACGUUGUUAUGAAAAGGUGCCCAUUUUCCGCUCCUUCCUCUCUAUUUUCGACCCAACAAAGGGUUACUCCCAGGAGACUCCAAUUGUCAGGAGAUGGAGCGAUGAUGGUUAGUGAUCACAGUCAAUAGCUUUGAUUAACAAUAAGGUAGAGAAUUAGCAAUGCUAGCAUUGAGCCACCGUACCUUCCCCUCUCCAUAUGCUCAGUCCUGCCGAUACGGAUUGCCUCCCAGCAUGUACCCCAGGCAGUCCACAUGCUGAGAGGUAGCGGACAAGGUGCUACCGGAGAGGUUACAAUUAAGAAAAUUGGUCUGAAUUAAGACGUAGAUGAAAGCGACUACUGGGGGUUCCUGAGCGAGAUGUCUGGUACAGGAAACUGCUGUCCUCUCCUAUUGUUGGUUUUUCUGCCUUUAUCCUGGGAUUUACUUGUGUCUGGAAAUGUGAUGACAAAAAUAAGAACUUCUGUAAGCACUCUGACCCCAUCUGCAGCUCUGAUGUUAUUCUCUACAGACUCGGAGGACCCAGAAAGGGGGAGCAACGGCGUCACGCCACCGCCUAUGUCCGAUCAUGACGACAACUCUCUGGUGUACACAGGCUCACGUCUUCGCCAGGAAGAUUUCCCUCCUCGUAUUGUGGAACAUCCAUCAGAUCUAAUUGUCUCAAAAGGUGAACCAGCAACACUAAACUGUAAGGCAGAAGGCAGACCGGCUCCAUCAAUCGAGUGGUAUAAAGGAGGGGAAAGGGUGGACACUGAUAAAGAUGACCCACGCUCCCAUCGGAUGUUACUACCAAGUGGAUCACUAUUUUUUUUGCGCAUUGUCCAUGGACGCAAAAGCAGACCGGAUGAAGGGGUCUAUGUCUGUGUUGCGCGGAAUUACCUGGGAGAAGCAGUCAGUCACAAUGCAUCCCUUGAAGUAGCCAUUCUAAGAGACGACUUCAGACAAAACCCUUCAGAUGUGAUGGUCGCAGUUGGAGAACCUGCAGUGAUGGAGUGCCAACCUCCUCGGGGUCACCCAGAACCCACAAUAUCUUGGAAGAAAGAUGGAACACCAAUAGAUGACAAAGACGAACGAAUCACGAUACGAGGAGGAAAACUAAUGAUCACCUACACAAGAAAAAGCGAUGCAGGAAAAUAUGUGUGUGUUGGCACCAAUAUGGUGGGUGAAAGGGAAAGUGAGGUAGCUGAACUAACAGUAUUAGAAAGACCAUCCUUUGUAAGGAGGCCGAGUAACAUGGCAGUCACUGUAGACGAUAGUGUUGAGUUUAAAUGUGAGGCUCGAGGUGAUCCCGUUCCUACUGUACGGUGGAGGAAAGAUGAUGGGGAUCUGCCUAAAACUAGGUAUGAAAUCCGGGAUGACCACACUCUGAAGAUUCGGAAGGUAAUAGCUGGGGAUAUGGGAUCGUACACGUGCAUCGCGGAAAACAUGGUUGGCAAAGCAGAAGCAUCAGCUGUCCUCACUGUUCAAGAACCUCCAAAUUUUGUGGUGAAGCCUCGUGAUCAGGUAGUUGCAUUGGGACGUACGGUCACAUUUCAGUGUGAAGCAACGGGAAAUCCUCAACCAGCUAUCUUUUGGCAGAAGGAGGGCAGCCAGAACCUUCUCUUCUCCUACCAGCCUCCUCUGUCAUCCAGCCGUUUCUCAGUGUCUCAGACCGGUGACCUCACGAUCGUGAAUGUCCAGAAGUCUGACGUUGGCUAUUAUAUCUGCCAGACUCUUAAUGUGGCAGGCAGCAUUACAACAAAGGCCUAUUUAGAGGUUACUGAUGUGGUCGCCGACCGUCCCCCACCAGUCAUCCGCCAAGGUCCUCAGAAUCAAACAGUGGCUGUGGAUGGCACUUUACUCCUAAGUUGUGUAGCCACGGGGAUACCAGUUCCCACCAUCCACUGGAGGAAAGAUGGCAGCCUUGUCAACACCCAGGAAUCUCGCAUCAAGCAGCUUGAUACAGGAGCACUGCAGAUCAGAUACGCUAAGCUAAGUGACACGGGCCGGUAUACCUGCACGGCGUCCACGCCAAGCGGAGAAGCCAGCUGGAGCGCUUACAUCGAGGUUCAAGAAUUUGGCGUUCCGGUACAACCUCCACGAGCUACUGAUCCCAAUCUUAUUCCAAGUGCUCCGUCAAAGCCCGAAGUCACCGAUGUCAGCAAGAACACAGUCACUUUAUCCUGGCAGCCAAACCUGAAUUCUGGUGCCACGCCAACGUCGUACAUCAUAGAAGCCUUCAGCCAUGCUUCUGGAAGUAGUUGGCAAACAGUGGCUGAAAACGUCAGGACGGAAUCAUUCGCCGUCAAAGGCCUAAAACCCAACGCAAUCUACCUCUUCCUGGUGAGAGCAGCUAAUGCCUAUGGACUGAGCGACCCCAGUCAGAUCUCUGACCCUGUUAAGACACAAGAUGUCCCCCCUACAAGUCAAGGAGUGGAUCACAAACAGGUCCAAAGAGAACUGGGGGAUGUGGUUCUGCACCUUCAUAAUCCAACCAUCCUCUCCUCCUCUUCAAUUGAAGUUCAUUGGACGGUGGACCAACAGUCUCAGUACAUCCAAGGCUACAAGAUUCUCUACAGGCCCAGUCCCGAGAACCGCGGGGAAUCUGCUUGGUCCAUAUUUGAAGUCCGAACUCCAGCAAAAAACAGUGCAGUGAUCCCCGAGCUUAAAAAAGGGGUAAACUAUGAAAUAAAAGCCCGACCUUUCUUCAAUGAGUUCCAAGGAGCUGACAGUGAAGUACGCUUUGCCAAGACCCUGGAAGAAGCACCCAGUGCCCCGCCUCAGAGUGUUACUAUUACAAAGAAUGAUGGCAAUGGGACAGCAAUUGUAGUCAUGUGGCAACCACCCCCAGAAGAAAACCAAAAUGGUUUGGUCCAAGAAUAUAAGGUUUGGUGUCUUGGCAAUGAGAGUCGAUAUCAUAUUAACAAGACGGUUGAUGGCUCCACUCUCUCUGUAGUCAUCCCCUACCUAGUACCUGGCAUCAAGUACAGUGUGGAGGUGGCCGCUAGCACUGCAGCAGGGCCGGGGGUGAAAAGUGAGCCACAGUUCAUCCAGCUAGAUUCUUUUGGAAACCCGGUGCCUCCCGGUGACCAAGUAAGCCUUGCCCAGCAGAUAUCAGAUGUUGUAAAGCAACCGGCCUUUAUUGCAGGGAUCGGGGCUGCUUGCUGGAUCAUCCUGAUGGUCUUUAGCAUCUGGUUGUACCGUCAUCGCAAGAAACGCAGUGGACUUAACAGCACCUACGCUGGAAUCCGGAAAGUCCCGUCUUUUACCUUCACACCGACAGUGGCGUACCAGCGCAGCGGGGAAGCAGUGAGCAGCGCGGGAAGACCGGGGCUAUUAAACAUUGCAGAGCCUGCCUCUCAGCCAUGGCUGGCAGAUACCUGGCCAAACACCGGAAGCAACCACAAUGAAUGUCCCAUUAACUGCUGCACGUCUGGGAAUGGAAGCAGUGACAACAAUCUGGCCACUUACAGCCGACCUGCCGAUUGCAUAGCAAACUACAACAACCAGUUAGACAACAAACAGACUAACCUGAUGGUUCCUGAGUCGGGUGUUUACAGUGACGUAGACAUAAGCAACAAAAUCAAUGAGAUGAAAACCUUCAAUAGCCCGAAUCUAAAAGAUGGUCGAUUUGUCUCCGCGGCCGGCCAACCCACCCCUUAUGCCACCACUCAGCUUAUUCAGUCAAAUAUCAGCAACAACAUCAACUCAUCUAGUGGGGACACGGAAGAGAAACACUGGAAGCCUUCUACUCAACAUAAACCUGAUGUCGCCCCGAUGCAGUACAACAUCAUGGAGCAAAAUAAAAUCAACAAAGAUUACCGAGCCGCAGAUACUAUGCCAUCCACUAUACCUUACAACCAGUCCCAUGAUCAAAACACCGGUGGAUCGUAUAACAGUUCAGAUCGAGGAAGCAGCACAUCGGGGAGUCAAGGUCAUAAAAAGGGAACUCGAGCUCCAAAAGGAUCCAAACAGGCUGGUAUGAACUGGGCUGAUCUGUUGCCACCACCACCGGCUCAUCCGCCGCCACAUGGUGCCAGUGAGGAGUAUACCAUGUCAACAGAUGACGGGUAUGACAGAGAGCUGCCAUGUCCAAUGCCACCAACAAGAAUGUAUCUCCAGCAAGAUGAGUUAGAAGAAGAAGAUGAACGAGGUCCUACACCUCCAAUACGAGGGGCUGCUUCUUCCCCAGCUGCCGUGUCCUAUAGCCACCAGUCCACAGCCACGCUGACUCCAUCACCUCAGGAGGAGCUCCAGCCGAUGCUUCAGGAAUGUCAGGAAGAUUUAGUACUAGCUCAACAUCAGCUUGAGAGAAGACGACAUCAAAUAAGUCCCCCACCUCCGCCCAGGCCUAUAUCGCCACCUCAUACAUACGGAUACAUUUCCGGACCAAUAGUGUCUGACAUGGAUACAGACGUCCCAGAAGAAGAAGGGGACGAAAUGGAUAUGGAGACGGCAAAGAUGCAAAGUCGAAGACUUCUGUUACGUGGCUUAGGGCCGACCCCCGCCUCUAGUGUCGGAGACUUGGAGAGUUCGGUCACAGGCUCGAUGAUCAACGGAUGGGGUUCUGCCUCCGAGGAGGACAAUGUCUCCAGUGGGAGAUCGAGUGUCAGCUCUUCCGACGGCUCGUUUUUUACCGAUGCCGAUUUUGCACAGGCUGUCGCGGCCGCCGCAGAAUACGCAGGACUGAAAGUAGCAAGACACCAAAUGCACGAAGCAGCAGGUGGACGGAGACAUUUCCACUGUCCCAGACCUACAAGCCCGGUGUCAACGGAUAGUAACAUGAGCACUGCCGUGAUGCAGAAAAGCCGCCCAGCCAAAAAACAGAAACACCAGCAAGGACAUCUACGGAAAGAUGUCUACACAGAUGAUUUACCACCUCCGCCGUUGCCACCUCCCGCAAUCAAAUCCCCAACUGGACCAUCCAAAGCACAACUAGACAUGCGUUCUGGCAUGCCACAGAAGUAUACAACUGCAGAUCAAAGAUUAGACAGACUGGCAGAGAGGAAAGGGGUCAGUUACAGAGGGAGAGAUGGAGCAGACAGCAGACACCAUGCAGAAGUCCGGACAAAUUCGGGAGAGAGGAGAGAAUCGGUAGAUCAAUUAGAUGGGAAGAUGAAAAGAGGAAAAGCAGCAAAAAGAGAUGGCACGCCAACAAAAACUCCUCAAGAGGACAUCUUACCCUACUGUAAGCCAACAUUCCCUACAUCAAAUACCCCUCGAGAUCCCAGCUCCUCUAGUUCCAUGUCUUCAAGAGGAUCAGGUGGAAGACGAAGAACAGAUCAAGCUACAGGUCGUAGGAAUGCAGCAGAGAUGCAGCUGUUAGGGACGUAUGAAAGAACCUAUGAUGAAGAUGAAAUUGAGGAAACAGAAAGUUGAAUGCAAAAGAUGGAGAUGACGGAAAUACUAUCAGAUAGUAAAUCCUUUAAGAUGCCUCAAGACGAAUGAUGAUAUGCCAGAGAUCCUGUUCAGUGCAAUCAGAUUAUACAUGCCCUUUCAUUUUAUACCCAUGAUGGCAGCUGAACAGCUUAUGCUUCAUUUGUUUACACUCUCUUUGUAUAAGACCACCUGGACAUUUACCUCUACCCCAAAAAAGCAGCACUUACCCCUGGUACCUCCUUACCGCUAAGCCAAAAAAUGGCAAGUUAUCGCUUCUCGGGGUAUUGGUGCCAAGAACGCUGCUUUCAAAGUACAGACAGCAGAAGGUGUCAAGACUGGAAUCUAAAGCUUGUUGCCUAUCAAGCCGCUCAUGUCUUUUGCCUAUCAAGCCCUAUGAUGAAGUGGCGCAGAGUGUUGCUUCUGAACCGCCAAAGCACCAAUCUCCAUCCAUAGUUUAAAACAACCACUUGAAGAUGAUGAACACCCAUGCAUAAGUGUCUACCAUUAUCACAAUUGAGCAUUGGGGUGCAUCAAGUGAAAAAGCAUUGAACCAAGGAUAAUUUCAUUGUAGGCCUGAAUUUACUGUUCAGCAGUAUUGACCUUCAUAUACUUAGGUAUAAAAGUAAAAGAAACAAUAUGGAGGUGAUUUCGUUGUAAAUAUGUACUUUUUUUUUCAUAUGUUCCUGUGGUACUUGUCUCCCCCAUGUCCAUCAUUAAAAAUAUCUUUGGUAUUACAUCCUAUUGAGUACGUGGAAGUCAAGCAAGCUGAGUACCUGGUAAUCUUGGGAUACGUGAAAACGAAAUCUUACAGAAAAUCAUUUAUUUUUCCAUUCAACAUUUGUAGGAAAAAAAAAGAAGAAAAAACAAAAAGUGUAACAUUUGUAAUAAACACCGAGUUAAGAAACUGCUAGCGCUAUUAUCGAUUGACAUGUCUUUACAGAGUCAAUCCAUUGAAAGUAAAAAAAAAAAAAAAAGAGAAAAAAAAAGUGCCACUUCAGGAGAUUUCGUUUGAUAUGGUUAUUUUGUAAUGCACUGUUUUGUUGGUUUUAAAAGCACAAUCACUAAACUUUAUUUUUAAACCAUUGCAACUAUUAACCUUUUUUGUCUUUUAUGAAAACUGUUGAAAAAAAAUCAUUUAUUAUUAUUAUUAUUUUUUAUGUGUUUUUUUUUUUCCGUUUAAUGCUGAAAUUAUUGUUGGGCCAUUUUGAACGUUACGUGGAUGAAACAUAUUUUAGGUUUAUCUAUGUCUCAAACAACAAGCUGUGUCAUGUUUUCUAUCAUUAGUGGCUGAGGAAAAUGUAGUUAAAAACAAAUAAAAAUGAAAAGAAGGAA
This is a messenger RNA of Hyla sarda, 7096 nucleotides long. RefSeq names its product roundabout guidance receptor 1 (gene ROBO1). The transcript is spliced from 29 exons. The record is from RefSeq and is a predicted model, not a curated record. Gene Ontology annotation, molecular function: protein binding; axon guidance receptor activity. Lineage: Eukaryota; Metazoa; Chordata; Amphibia; Anura; Hylidae. Gene Ontology annotation, biological process: axon guidance; axon midline choice point recognition; Roundabout signaling pathway. Bases 767 to 5764 code for a protein of 1665 amino acids.